UUCGCAUCUGGGACGUGCGGCCCUUUGCCCCCAAGGAGAGAUGUGUGAAGAUAUUCCAGGGGAACGUACAUAAUUUUGAAAAGAACCUUCUGAGGUGCUCCUGGUCCCCAGAUGGGAGUAAAAUUGCGGGAGGAUCGGCCGACAGGUUUGUCUACGUGUGGGACACCACAUCCAGGAGGAUUUUGUACAAGCUGCCAGGCCACGCUGGGUCGGUGAACGAGCUGGCUUUCCAUCCGGAGGAACCCAUCAUACUCUCCGCAUCCAGCGACAAAAGGCUGUACAUGGGGGAGAUCCAGUGA
Molecule: messenger RNA, 299 nt
Organism: Leptosomus discolor (cuckoo roller)
Lineage: Eukaryota; Metazoa; Chordata; Aves; Leptosomiformes; Leptosomidae
Source: RefSeq, a predicted model, not a curated record